Molecule: messenger RNA, 465 nt
Organism: Entrophospora sp. SA101
Lineage: Eukaryota; Fungi; Glomeromycota; Glomeromycetes; Entrophosporales; Entrophosporaceae
Source: the annotation of a GenBank genome assembly
AUGACAACUAGCACUAGCAUUUCUUCUUCGCAGUCGACCGAAAUGCGUCAUAUGCGUCCUUAUGUACAUUAUCAUUGUUCAUGUCCCGAUCUACUUAAACCUGAAGAUGAUAAAGAAGAGACAAAGGUUGUUUCAAAGGUUUCUGAUGUUGUAACUACCUUAACGGAAGAAACAGAAACAGAAACAGAAACUACAACUACUAUCACCACAACAAAAACCAUUACUACUUUACCACCUUUUAAUAUCAACUCGCCACGUUUUCAUUUUACAACCUUUAAUAUAUCCAAGCUUUAUUUUUGUGAUGACUGUCAUCAAAUACGUUGUCCAAGAUGUGUACAAGAAGAAAUAGUUUGCUAUUAUUGUCCAAAUUGUUUAUUUGAAGUUCCGACUGCUAGUGUUAAAAGCGAACGGAAUAGGUAUGUUGUAAGCAAUACUGCUAAUAGGUUUGUUAGCAAGUUAGCAUAA